AUGAUGCCCACGAAUCACUCACCCAGGCGGAGCCCCAGGCUGGAAGCCUCGGGCGUUCCCGCAACUGCGACCACCACGGCCACAGCAACUGGCACCGCGACCAGCUCUGCGAGUGUGGCUGGUGAUCGGCAGAGGCCACAGACUCCGAAGGAAAGUGGAACAGCCGCCAGGAAAGCGGCAAGUAACCUGCAGCCCGAAGCGACGGGGCAGACUACGGAUUCCACAACUGUAGUGGCGGCCUUAAUGGAAAGGAUCGCACGUCUGGAGUCGGAGCUGGGGAAGGCAAGAGCAAGUGGAGGACAAGCAGAGGCCGCCAGAGAUCCCGGUGGAAUCAGGGCACGCGGCGUUGGAGUGAGCGGUGCAGCGAAUACACCGCCAUGUUUGCCGGCACAAAGGCUAGUGAAAGCCCUGAAGGGAGAGGCUCGCGAAACAGUGAAGUCGUUGCUCAUCUAUCCCAGCAACGUACAAGCUGUUAUGGAGCAGCUACGAUUCCGGUAUGGACGCCCGGAGCAACUGAUCCGCAGCCAAUUGGAGAGCGUGAGCGAAGUGCAGCCGAUUCAGGAGGCCAACAUCGCGAGGAUCGUGCCGUUCGCGACAAAGGUUAGCAACCUGUCAGCGUUCCUGCAGUCGACCGCGACCGGCAGCCAGCACCUAGCCAACCCAACCCUUAUGGAGGAGCUGAUAGCCAAGUUGCCUCUAAGCAAGAGGUCGGACUGGGCAAGGCACGCGGCCACGAUACAGCCGUAUCCGACGGUGGCGCACCUGAGCGAGUGGCUCCAUGAAUUCGCCAAACUGGUGUGCACUGUCACGGACGCCGGAGCCAGGGAACAACCGAAGCGAAGGAUUCUGCACGCGAAUAGUGUUCGCGAGGAGGAGCAAUAUGUCGACCGCCCCAGAUGCUGCCCUAUAUGCGAGGGACAGCACCAGGUCAGGGACUGCAAGGACUUCAUCAGCGCCUCUACAACGACACGGAUCGAGUCCGCGAUGAAGCGACGACUGUGCUUCUCGUGCCUGGAGCCCGGACACAUGUCCCGGUUCUGCAGGAAGAGCCGCGGAUGCAACGUCCUCGGAUGCCAGAUGAGGCAUCACCACCUGCUCCACGAAGUACUUGAACGAUCCAAACGGCCGCCAGUCGCAGAUGGGGGCCACAGAAGGGAUCAGGACCGACAACCGUACAGAGACGGCAACAAUCGGAGGGGAGUGCCACGGUCAGUGGAUUCCAGCGAAAGGAACCAUCCUACGUCAGCCGCAGUUGUAGACGCGCGACGUGAGCGGGAUGAAGGGCAAUCGGCGUACGAUCGCCAGGAGUUGCCGCACCGAAACCUCAACAUCGACUCAAUUGGAUGCCACCUGCUGUUCAGGAUUCUACCCGUGACGCUGAACGGCGAGAAUACGAAGGUCGACACGUACGCACUGCUGGACGAAGGAUCGUCUGUCACACUCAUCGACGACGAACUCAUCCGCAGCCUGAACCUGAAAGGCGAGAGUCGCCAGCUGAAUGUGCAAUGGUUUGGUGGAAAAUCCGCCAAAGAGCACACGAAGGUGGUCAGCCUGCAGAUCAGCGCAGCGGGAAAACCAAAGCGCCAUGGGCUGAAAAAUGUGUACGGAGUGGCCAAUCUGAACCUUCCGAUGCAGAGCCUGCGUCAGGAGGAUGUACAGGCAGUGAAGGCGAACACGCGUCUGCCGGUGAUGCCGUACAACAAUGCGACGCCGAGGAUCCUAAUUGGACUGGAUCAUGCGCAUUUAGGAGUACCCUUCAGAACCAAAAGUUAUGGAUCUGGAGGGCCGUUUGCAGCAGAAACCGCACUUGGAUGGGUGGUAUAUGGACCGGUGAACGGAAAGCCGAGCUCGCCGCUUUUGAGUUCGUGCCUCCUAGCCGUGCCCCAGGAUGAUCUUCUGGAGAAGAUGAUCAGCGACUACUUCGAGACCGAGAAUUUCGAAGCGAAGACGGUGCAGCCAGUCGCAGCUGGCAGAGUGGACCUGGAGCCGUCAGUCGGAGAUAGCGGCGACGCUCGGGCCCUGAGCACCCUGGAGAAGACGACCAAACGCGUAGGCCAGAGAUACGAGACCGGGCUGCUAUGGAAGGACGACGAAGUGAGAUUGCCGGAGAGCUACAGCAUGGCUCUCAGGAGGCUCGUCAACAUAGAGCGUAAAAUGAAGCGCGAUGUGGACUUCGCGUCGGCUUACAUCCGGAUAAUGGACGAUUAUGUCAAGAAGGGAUACGCACGACGACUGGAGGCCCAGGAAGUCCAGAGGUUUCAGGAGGGCAAAGUGUGGUACCUGCCGCACUUCGAAGUGGAAAACCCGAACAAGCCUAGGAAAAUCCGGCUGGUUUUCGAUGCGGCUGCCAAGGUGGACGGUGUGUCCUUGAAUUCAGCGCUAUUGAAAGGCCCACAGCGCUACAAGCCCCUCCCAGCAGUGCUCUUCCAUUUUCGGGAAGGAGCGGUUGGAGUUUGUGCAGACAUCAAGGAGAUGUUUCAUCAGGUACUGAUGCAGCCGAAGGACAGAUGCGCCCAGAGCAGCACGGACCCGCGAGCAGCCCUGGCCAUCAACGAAUACCACUACGUGGAUGACUACGUCGACAGUUUCGCUAGCGAGGACGAAGCUAUCGCCAUCUCGACACGGGUGAGAGAAAUUCACGCUGAAGCAGGUUUUGAUUUGUGCCGAUUUACCUCCAGUUCGGCAAGUGUGGUCAGAGCGCUGAACCCACUUGAGUCCAUCGCCAGCAUCGGAUGGACCGAAGCUGAGGAGAAGGUUCUUGGGAUGUACUGGCAACCGGCUACCGAUGAUUUCAAGUUCGGCGUCAAGUACCAUCGAGUCCCGAGGAACGUGAUGACGGGGGAACGAGUCCCUACCAAGAGGGAGUUCCUAAGCCUGGUGAUGUCUACGUUUGACACGAUUGGGUUCCUGAGCUGCUACAUGGUGACUGCCAAACUGCUGCUGAGGGAGAUUUGGCGGAGAGGAGUCAACUGGGACGAGCCGCUACCGGAUGAAUUGGCCGCAGCCUUCGAGGAUUGGCGGCAAGGGAUGAGUCGGAUCCAGGAGUUCCGAUGCCCGCGCCACUACUUUGGCGGCGGACGAGUGCGGACGCUACAGCUGCACAUCUUCGUGGACCCACCGGAUAUACAAACAGUUCGUCGGAAACCGGGUGGCGGAGAUUUUGGAAUCGACGAGGCGUCGUGGAAGAGGUGUUCACCGGGAAGGAUGGAGUACCUCGUUGAGCAGCGGUGCGGACUACCGAUCGAGCCAAGACGACUAUGCGUCCCGCUUCGAAGCUAG
Molecule: messenger RNA, 3279 nt
Organism: Drosophila eugracilis
Lineage: Eukaryota; Metazoa; Arthropoda; Insecta; Diptera; Drosophilidae
Exons: 3
Coding region: 1-3279 (1092 amino acids)
Molecular function (GO): nucleic acid binding; zinc ion binding
Source: RefSeq, a predicted model, not a curated record